This is a messenger RNA of Papaver somniferum (opium poppy), 597 nucleotides long. RefSeq names its product zinc finger protein GIS2-like. The record is from RefSeq and is a predicted model, not a curated record. Bases 1 to 597 code for a protein of 198 amino acids. NCBI's taxonomy places the organism in Eukaryota, Viridiplantae, Streptophyta, Magnoliopsida, Ranunculales, Papaveraceae. The transcript has a single exon. Gene Ontology annotation, biological process: trichome morphogenesis; cytokinin-activated signaling pathway; trichome differentiation. Gene Ontology annotation, molecular function: DNA-binding transcription factor activity; transcription cis-regulatory region binding. Gene Ontology annotation, cellular component: nucleus.
AUGGAAAAAGAGGCAGCGGACCAACAGAGUUUCGCUUCUGGAUGGGGUGAGGAUGCUAGCUUCCAUGUUAAUCGCCGUGGUGAAGAGAAGAAGCUACGAUUGUUCGGCUUCGAGGUUGAUCCAUAUACAAAUAAUGCACUGUGUUCAAGAAGAUCCGGUGGACAAGAUGAAAGUGUGAAUUCAUCAAAUUGUGUCUUGCCUCAGAAGGAGAAGCCUGUCAAAGUCACAACUCAUCUAAGUGAAGUGAACACCAAGAAGCAUGAAUGUCAAUUUUGUUUCAAGGAGUUCUCAAACUCGCAAGCAUUAGGAGGUCAUCAGAAUGCUCACAAAAAGGAGAGACUGAAAAUGAAAAAGCUGCAGCUUCAAGCAAGGAAGGCAAGCAUGAAUUUUUACCUACCACAACCUUUACAAGGUUUCAAUUACUACUGUCCUCCUUUGUUUUAUGAACCUCGAUCAUGUGUCCCAAGUUUUGGACUCUUUGGAGGCUCCCAAAUUACUUUCAAGCCAUACAAUCAGAAUGUGUCCCAUGAGAACAGGUCUGUUGCUAUCAAGCCUUCUUCAUCUUUGCAUGUUCCAAAGAAAUGCUUUAAGAGUUGA